AUGUCCAUGCAACAGCCGACUCGUGCCACCUUUCCCGGCGCCAUGCCUGCAGCCUCCUUGAUCAGCCUCGCCAUCACGGCCGCCGUGGUCACGGCGGCGCUGGCCGUGGCCGUCGCCGUGGCGAGGUACAACAGGAAGCACAGGGGCCUUCGGCUCCCGCCCGGCCCGCCCGGGUGGCCCGUCGUCGGGAACCUCUUCCAGGUGGCCUUCUCCGGGAAGCCCUUCAUCCACUACAUCCGCGACCUGCGCCGCGAGUACGGGCCCAUCCUGACGCUGCGGAUGGGCGUGCGCACGCUCGUCGUCAUCAGCAGCGCCGAGCUGGCGCACGAGGCGCUGGUCGAGAAGGGGCAGGAGUUCGCCAGCCGCCCCGCCGAGAACACCACGCGCAACAUCUUCUCCUCCAACAAGUUCACCGUCAACUCCGCGGUCUACGGCGCCGAGUGGCGGUCCCUGCGCCGGAACAUGGUGUCCGGGAUGCUCAGCACGGCGCGGCUCCGGGAGUUCCGCCCCGCGAGGCUGCGCGCCAUGGACCGGUUCGUGUCCCGGAUGCGCGCCGAGGCGGCCGCGUCCGACGACGGGGCCUCCGUGUGGGUGCUCCGCAACGCGCGCUUCGCGGUGUUCUGCAUCCUGCUCGACAUGACCUUCGGCCUGCUGGACCUGGACGAGGCGCACAUCGUGCACGUCGACGCAGUCAUGAAGCGCGUGCUGCUCGCCGUGGGCGUGCGCAUGGACGACUACCUCCCGUUCCUCCGCCCCCUGUUCUGGCGGCAGCAGCGCCGGGUGCUCGCCGUCCGCCGCGAGCAGGUCGACACGCUACUCCCGCUCAUCAACCGCCGCCGCGCCAUCCUCCGCGACGCCCAGGGGAGCUCGCCUCCAGACCCCAGCGUCGCUGCACCCUUCUCGUACCUCGACUCCGUGCUGGACCUCCGCAUCGAGGGCCACGUCUGCACGGAUGACGAGCUGGUCACCCUCUGCGCGGAGCUGAUCAACGGCGGCACGGACACCACGGCCACCGCCAUCGAGUGGGCCAUGGCGCGCAUCGUGGACAAUCCGUCCAUCCAGGCCAGGAUCCACGAGGAGAUCAUGCAGCAGGUGGGCGACGCCCGCCCAAUCGACGACAAGGACACGGACAACAUGCCGUAUCUCCAGGCCUUCGUCAAGGAGCUCCUCCGGAAGCACCCGCCCACGUACUUCUCGCUCACCCACGCCGCCGUCAAGCCCGGGAGCAAGCUCGCCGGCUACGACGUGCCCGCGGACGCCAACCUGGACAUCUUCCUCCCCACCAUCUCGGAGGACCCCAAGCUGUGGGACCGGCCGACGGAGUUCGACCCCGACAGGUUCCUGACCGGCGGCGAGACCGCGGACAUGACGGGGUCGGCGGGCAUCCGGAUGAUCCCGUUCGGGGCGGGGCGGCGGAUCUGCCCCGGACUGAACAUGGGCACGACGCACAUCGCGCUGAUGGUGGCGCGGAUGCUGCAGGAGUUCGAGUGGCUCGCGCACCCGUCGCAGCCGGCGCUGGACUUCAAGGACAAGGUGGAGUUCACGGUGGUGAUGAACCAGCCGCUGGUGGCCAUGGUGAAGCCCAGGAAGAUCUCCUUCUGAUGCAUGCAUGUGCAUGUGGAUCGGCGUGCCUGGCUGACCAUCCCGCGCGCGGUUGCAUGCGGACGUACGGCCGUUGCAACAACUCCGACCGUAAAGCCACCACGAGCGUGCCCAAGUAUACCACUUAGCUACCGUUACUUCCAGUUAUUACGAGUUAAGUGUCUCCUAUACUAUAUAUGCUAGUCGAUCGUGUAUCUACAUACAUAGUAUGAGUUUGUAUGGUUUUGACGGACUUGUUUUUAUUUGCAUGGGUUAAUA
Lolium rigidum is the source of this 1860-nucleotide messenger RNA. Its product is annotated as cytochrome P450 77A4. The transcript has a single exon. NCBI's taxonomy places the organism in Eukaryota, Viridiplantae, Streptophyta, Magnoliopsida, Poales, Poaceae. Gene Ontology annotation, molecular function: oxidoreductase activity, acting on paired donors, with incorporation or reduction of molecular oxygen, NAD(P)H as one donor, and incorporation of one atom of oxygen; heme binding; iron ion binding. The record is from RefSeq and is a predicted model, not a curated record. Gene Ontology annotation, cellular component: membrane. Bases 1 to 1602 code for a protein of 533 amino acids.